Messenger RNA from Guyanagaster necrorhizus, 987 nucleotides. RefSeq lists its product as uncharacterized. NCBI's taxonomy places the organism in Eukaryota, Fungi, Basidiomycota, Agaricomycetes, Agaricales, Physalacriaceae. The transcript is spliced from 8 exons. The record is from RefSeq and is a predicted model, not a curated record. Bases 1 to 987 code for a protein of 328 amino acids.
AUGGACAUCAAUGCCAGGGUGAACUUGAGGAAUACUGUUACCACGUCGUAUGUCUCUCGCGAAUGCAGAGUUGAUCUUCGAUAUCUGGCCCAUAAAUGGAUAAGAAGAGCACAAGUCAUCGGUAACGGUUACUGCCAGGCGCAGAUUUCCUUCGACAUCCGUCAGCUGCCUAACCUUGGACGAGACUUCUUACAGAGCAAGGCAUCCUCUCGUCAUCCAGACCAUCAUGAUUCACAGUUUUCUCAAAGCCGCAAAGGUGAAUUCAAGAUUUUUUCGCUUCCUGAACCCGACAGCAAGAAAUGCGAAGCGUUGGAUGGACGAAAUGAAACAGACGCCCUCUUCGCGACGUCUCUUAAUGUCGGGAAGCUCAUACACUGUUUACAGAGGAAAUACGCAAGAAGGCGAUGGACAUUGGAAAUGAUUGACAAUGAUAUCAAAGCGUUGGCCCCAGUUUCCGAUGAGAACGACCCUGGUGAUCCUCUUCCAGACGACGACGUCAGGACCUACGUACAGAUCGGCGACUCGACCACAUCACAGGUUUUCCCCAUCGAUCCGCCGACCGAUUUCAUCUUUUCAAUGGCAAAUGCGGCGGGCGAAGAGAGGAGCAAGCAACAACUGAAGUAUUCACAAGAGCUUGUGGGUUCUGUCUUUGAGCGCACGUCUGAAGAGAUCAAGGACACGUUCAUGAGCCUUCAACGAAUGAGUAAACCACAGUUGUUCCCCAACACCCAUCGCAAGUUCCACAUGUCUACAUUCUCUAUGCAGUUGUGCGUAGCUCGUGACAUUGAAGAGGGAGAAGAAAUUGUCACUACUUCCACCGACAUUCUCCAGCCAACUGUGGAGUGUGCGAAAGAUCUUGCGUCGUAUGGUAUCCAAUGCACCUGCCGUGCUUGUCUUGAGCCCGCCAAGAGCGACCCUAUAUGUGCCCUCGUACCUAACCGCUCCGAGUCAUCGCCAUCCUUGAUCCCUUCGGAGGCCGAGGUAUAG